Podospora pseudocomata is the source of this 1044-nucleotide messenger RNA. RefSeq names its product putative secondary metabolism biosynthetic enzyme. Gene Ontology annotation, molecular function: trans-2-enoyl-CoA reductase (NADPH) activity. The coding region runs from base 1 to 1044 and encodes 347 amino acids. Gene Ontology annotation, biological process: fatty acid metabolic process. The transcript has a single exon. NCBI's taxonomy places the organism in Eukaryota, Fungi, Ascomycota, Sordariomycetes, Sordariales, Podosporaceae. The record is from RefSeq and is a predicted model, not a curated record. Gene Ontology annotation, cellular component: mitochondrion.
AUGGCGCAAUCCCUCGCCCAAACCGGCACCACCUGCCAACUCACCACCCACCCCAUCCCCUCCCUGCCGGCCGAAUCCCCCCCCGACUCCGUCCUCGUCCGCUUCCUCGCCUCCCCCGUCAACCGCGUCGACCUCAUGGUCCUAAACAACCAAUACCCCCUCAAACCAAAAUACACCUCCCCCACCACCAACACUCCCAUCCCCGGCUUCGACGGCAUCGCCCUCGUCGAAUCCUCCACCUCCCCCCUCUUUUCCCCCGGAGACCUCACACUCCCCCGUGACCUCGGCCUCGGAACCUGGCGCACCCACGCCAUCCUCCCCGCCUCCUCCCUCCUCAAACUCCCCCCCAGCGUCAGCACCAUCUCCCCCAUCGACGCAUCCCUCAUCCGCUCCGGAGCCCUAAUCGCCCACCUCCUCCUCACCAACCCCUCCACCCCCCUCAAAGCAGGCGACCACAUCAUCAUCUCAGCAGGAACAAGCACAGUCUCCCAGUUCCUCAUCCAACUGGCCAAACACCGUGGCAUAAAACCCAUCCUCGUCAUCCGCGACCGUCCCAAUCCAGAACCGGUCAAGGCCGAGCUCCUUGCUCUCGGUGCAGAAGCUGUCCUGACAGAGUCCGAGGUAGAGGCCGGACUCCUUCUCCCCAAACAACCCAUCAUCCUCGCCCUCGACAGCGUCUUUGGCAAAAUCGGCGAGCUCCUCGCAGCUUCCCUCGCACCAGGCGGCAAGUUCGUGCUUGUUGGCUUGUUGGCUGGCCCAAAGGCGAGCAUGCAGCUCACGACUCAGCAUUUGUUCAACCGGCAGCUCAGUUUCCUGCCCUUUAGGGGUUCGGAACACCUCAAGAGAAUGGGGGACGAACAGACGGAAAGCUUGAUCGGUGAGAUUGCGAGAAUGUUUGUGGAUGGGACGUUGAAAAGGCCCAGGGUCAAGGUUGUGGACUGGACCACCGCUGGUGAGGGUGAGGUUGAAAAAGCGCUGAAAGAGGCGGUCGAGCUUGCCAAAGGGGAGGCAGGACACGUCAAGACUGUUUGGAAAUUGACUUGA